AUGUCAUCAGGAAGCCUCCCCAAGACCUACAAGGCGGCGGUCCUCGUCGGCCAGCAGAAGCCGCUCGAGAUUCAGGACCUCCCCAUUCCUGAGCUGAAAGAUGGCGAACUCUUGCUCAAAGUGCUGGCUUGCGGUGUUUGCCACAGCGAUCACCAUGUGCUCAAUGGCGAUAUGGGUCCACCCCAGAUCAAGUGUCUCGGCCACGAGUACGUAGGAGACAUCGUCUCCACCGCGCCUGGCGAGAAGAAGUGGAAGGUGGGUGACCGUGUGGGUGGCGCAUGGCAUGGUGGCCACGAUGGGACUUGCAAGGCUUGCAUGCGUGGGCAGUUCCAGAUGUGUCAGAACAAGACUGUCAAUGGUGUCUUUCGGGACGGUGGGUAUGGGCAGUAUGCUACUUUGAGGAGUGAGGCUGCGGUGGGUGCCAUUUUCAACCUCUCGCCAAAGAGUGGCGUCACCGUCUUCAACGGCAUGCGCAACAUGAAAGUCGUCGCCGGCGACACCGUCGCCAUCCAAGGCCUCGGCGGCCUCGGCCACCUCGCAAUCCAAUACGCCCGCAAAAUGGGCUACCGCACCGUCGCCCUUUCGCGAGGGACCGCAAAGAAGGACUUCGCCCUCAAGCUCGGCGCCACCGACUACAUCGACACCGAAGCGACCAACGUCGCCGAGGAGCUGCAGAAGAUGGGCGGCGCCGCUAUGAUCGCCGUCACUGCCCCGAACCCGGAUGUUAUUACGCCGCUUCUCGAGGGGCUGGCGCCGGCCGGAACGCUGUUGCUGUGGACGGCGAUUGGACCCGUACCGGUGAAUACUGUUCCUAUGGUGAUGAAUGCGUUGAAUGUGAGGGGGUGGCCGAGUGGACAUGCGAACGAUUCCGAGGAGGCGAUUGCGUUUGCCGAGACGCAUGGGGUGGAGUGUAUGAUUGAGAAGUUCCCGUUGGAGAAGGUCAAUGAGGCUAUGGAGCAUAUGCUCAGUGGAAAAGUUAGGUUCAGGGCGGUACUGACGAUGUAG
Molecule: messenger RNA, 1005 nt
Organism: Saxophila tyrrhenica
Lineage: Eukaryota; Fungi; Ascomycota; Dothideomycetes; Mycosphaerellales; Extremaceae
Exons: 4
Coding region: 1-1005 (334 amino acids)
Cellular component (GO): cytoplasm
Molecular function (GO): alcohol dehydrogenase (NAD+) activity
Source: RefSeq, a predicted model, not a curated record